AUGAAGCCACUGUCAUCAAAUUAUAUUGAUAAUCAACGUUAUUUUGACCAUUCAAUCGUCGCUAUUUAUACAAAAAAUGUUAAAGAAACAGAAAUUUUAUUUGAUAAUAUCGAAGCUAUUGAUGGAAUUUGGAGUAUAAUCAAGAUACCAAAUUUAAUGCGACGAGCGCCCGAUAUUGAAAAUUGCAGACUAGUUGCCACUGGAAGGCCAGUAGAAUUAUCAUUCGACGGUUUUACUAGUGAACGUUUUCGAUUUUUGAGUGAGGCCACUCGAUAG
Molecule: messenger RNA, 276 nt
Organism: Didymodactylos carnosus
Lineage: Eukaryota; Metazoa; Rotifera; Eurotatoria; Philodinida; Philodinidae
Source: the annotation of a GenBank genome assembly